Molecule: messenger RNA, 6178 nt
Organism: Magallana angulata
Lineage: Eukaryota; Metazoa; Mollusca; Bivalvia; Ostreida; Ostreidae
Product: protein hunchback-like
Exons: 3
Coding region: 101-1960 (619 amino acids)
Biological process (GO): regulation of transcription by RNA polymerase II
Cellular component (GO): nucleus
Molecular function (GO): RNA polymerase II transcription regulatory region sequence-specific DNA binding; DNA-binding transcription factor activity, RNA polymerase II-specific
Source: RefSeq, a predicted model, not a curated record
AUUAGAAAUUAAAAUGGCGUUUUUAGAUAUGGAGGAAGAUUUUUUAAUGUUUAAUAUCACGUAACGGUACAUCAAUUAAUCCUCAUUUUUCAUCAAGGUUAUGGCAGAUGAUUUAGACACUGGUAAAAUUGACAGCCAGAGAGAGGUAAAGAAUGAAGACAGUCAAACAGAAGAAGACAGAGGUGAUGUUGAGUCCCCAGAAGAACGACAGCCAAGUCAAGAAACCCCAAACCUCGUUCUGAGAUCAAGGCUGGAUGAGCGCUGCAGUAAUGAUAGCGCCAUGGCUCGCCUUCUGCUGGCUAGUUCGAUGGCUCAGCGAGACAUGGCAGUAAAUGAUCACGAUACACCUACAAGUGCCCUGAAUCUGUCGGUUCCAGAUCAUGGACGUAAACUCUCCUACUCUCCCUGCCGGAAUUCGGAGAUGAGGAGAGAUGUGAGAAGUGUUGGAUCGUCACAUCACAGUCAGUCACCGCCAACGUCAGACAUUCAGAGGAGCUGUGGAACUCCCUCAAGUGGACAGGGAAAUUCCCAUGGAGAUGGAAUCCAGGUGGAUUUUGGAAAAGAUGCUACUUACAUGCUGCCUGACUCCUCACCCGAGUCUUCACCAAUGGACUCAAUGAUGGCCAAUGUAUACAAAUGUAGACUUUGUAGCUUCUGCACAUCCACCUAUACUCAGCUGCAAUUACACAUGCCAAAGCAUGGAAGUGUUAAAGCAUUAAAGUGCCAUUUGUGUGAUUACACCACCAAUGACAAGAGUAACUUCCGUCGCCAUCGCAGACUUCACAUUGGAAGUAAUCCUGUCAACGUCCUGAAGUGUGGCAAAUGCUCAUUCUCAACCAUACUGCCUCGUAAAUUCCGAGAACAUUUUGUCCAAGUCCACAAUGAACACCCUGGUCCUAACAUGCCCUACACCAUGCCCCCAAUCAACACCUACCCUCCCACCAAUUAUCCAGACACUCACUUUGGAAUCAAUCAGUCAGACUUGGGAGCUCAAGGUCUCCGUCAUACAUCUGGGAGUGGGAAUUUCUCGGCAUCCAAUGCCCUUCACUCUUUGCUGACCGGUAUACACCACCAGGUCCCAACAGUCAACUACCAACACCAGCCCUUCUCCACCCAGACACAGGGAAUCCAGCCUCAGUUUGGUGGCUACGUGGCACCGAUCCAACAACAGGCCAAUGAGGAGAAUCACAUGGCCUCUAAUUACCUACGCUCAAUAGUGUCAUCCAUUAUGAAUACUCAUCCCUCUCACAGAGUUCCCCCAAGCAGCACCAUUACAUCCUCGGGGUAUUAUCUCAGUCCCUCAGGGCGGGAUCAUCCUCAUGUCUCACAGGUUGCCGUCAUGUCAGAUGGCAGGGAUCACCAAAUCAAAGUGAAAGUCGAACCCCCGGAGCGCGACGACACCCCAGACGUAUCCAGCUCAGUGAUUCCAAACCGUCAGCAAGGAUUUCAAAACGACCUCGGAAAUCUGAGCGCAUUUCAUCUCCAACAUCAGAAAAAGCUAGUGACAGUCGACAGCAAUGAGGCAUCUACUUCCAUGAGGGCAAAUUCUGCUGAGUCCUCAAAUUCCUCUCAGGCUGAGGAGCGAUCAAACAGUGUCAACACUACUGUUAAAAUUGAAAUUCAAAAUCGAGGAAUUCAGUGUAAUCUCCAGCACAUCAAAGCCGAAGCCUGCUUUGACUCUUUUGUUUCUGUGUCAGAUCAGGGCGUGCAGUGUGAACUUCUUGCCAACAGAGGGCAGUUGUCUCAGCACCAAAGGUCUGCAAGCAAUGAAAUGGGGUCAAAUAUACAACAUUGCAGUCGCUGCAACCAUUGCGGCAUUUCAUUUGAGGAUGAGGUUUUGUAUUACAUCCAUGUUGGUUGCCAUAGCCACACUGACCCUUUUGUUUGUAAUGUUUGUGGCAAGCAGUGUGGCAACAAAUAUGGCUUUUAUUCUCAUAUAAUGAGAGGUCAUCAGUGCUAAGCAUUCAAAGUGUUGAAAUUAUGUUUUGAAGGUUAACUUUUUUAUUAACUUCUAGAAAGUUAAUAAAAAUAAUUGUACUUUAAUGAUAUUUUGUUAAUUGCAAUGGAACCAUUGCAGUAGAGACUCUCUUUCAAUAACUCCCAGAGGACCCCCCUUCACCCCCCCCCCCCCCCCAUGUCUAAAAAAAUAAUUUUGUCCGUAAGUCAUUUUCAUUUGUGCUUAUGCUUUAAUUGUUAAAGAGGGCUGGAUGUUCAAGACCAUUUUUAGACCUUAUAGACCUUCUGUAGAAGAAGAGCUCUCUAUAAAAAUAUAGUAAAACAAUAAAAAUUUAAAGCUAAAUUAUGUGGAAUUUUUCUUUACUAAAUAAUAGUUUAAAACUUUGAAAAAAGAUUAUAAAAUUUAGGUAGAUCUGAUGGUUAAUUUGUUGACGCCCAAUCUCCUUAUAUUGUAUUGAUUGUAGACACAAUGUCUAGACUUUUCGCCAGUGUUGCUAAAUUUUGGCAUGUAAUAUUUAUUUGUGCCAGGAACACCAAAUUAUGAAUUUCAAAGCCUUUGAAUCCUUCACAUGGCAAUUUUUGUUCUUGGACCAAAACUGUGAAAAUUAACGCUCUGUUUUACAAAAUAAGUGUAUUAUUUUCAUAUUUUAAACAUUAAAAAUAUUCUUUUUUCAUGUUUGAGGAGAUAAGAAACAAAAUGCAUGUCUUAGAAACCAGAAACAGAAAUUCAUUUUCAGUAAACAGUAAUUCUUCUUUAUCAUUAAGAUUACUACAUUAUCUCAUAGGACUCUAGUUUCCUUUGAAUCCCAUAUCAAAUUGUAAAGUAUGUAAAAUUAUUUUGUCUUGAUCUCGAUGCACAUAUUUGCAAGAUUACGGUAGCUCUAUUUUAUACGUCGGUAUUUUUGUUUUUUAAUUUUUUUUUUUUAAAUAGAGAGAUCUCUGCUUAGAUAUUUAAUUAUUGAAAUUGCCAUAAUGUUGUCUCCACAUACUAAUUGAUUGAUCACCUUUGAACGCAGUUAUAAGUUUCUUUUUCAUUUGGAAAAAUAGAUCUUUUUGCUUUAUGUACAAAAAUUGUCUAUGUUUGCUUUUUCCCCAAAAUGUAUGAGUACUUUUGCUCAGAAUUCUAUAUGCAUGGUAAAAAUGAAGAAACAGAGACAUGUUGUGUUUGGUAAUGUACCUUACCAAAGUCGGCCAAAUUGUCACUUAGUUUUUUUUACCAAAACAUUAAUAUCAUCCUUUUUACCGGUAUUUUCUAACUUUGGCCACAACUUACAUCGUUGGAGAAAAAAAGAUUCUUAUAUCUAUUGUACGAUUUGAUUUUUUCAAAUUUAUUUAAAAAUUAAAUAUGUGUUUGGAUGUUUUUGUGUGUGUGCUUAUACCGUUGUGUUUGCUUGUUGUUACUGCAUGAAUGUAGCCUAUGAGGAGUACAUUAUUCUCCUCAUAAAAACAUCCUUUUUUUUUUUUAAUUGAAUGUUGUGUUUGGUUAAUUGUAUUCAAUAUUUGUUUUUAUAAGUUUAUAUUUAUGUUACCAAUGUUUUUGUUGUCAUUCUCUUUAUUUACCAAAGUCUACCAUUUGUUUUCAAUAUCAGCUGUACAUUUAAUGUUUUACAAAAUCACCUGUACUUAAAACUUUAAAAAGUUUUAGCAAUCUGCAUUUCAAUAUGUGCAAAACAGUCUUGCUGUUCUCUUGGGAAAAAAAGAAAUUCAGUGCUUAUUUUGAUCUCUUUGUUUGUCAUUGUCAGAAGUGAAGAUUAUAAUUGUAUUGAUUUUUAAGUAGUAAGAGAUUUAAAUUGGCCAAUCACAAAAAUGUAUACAUGUAUCUAUUUAUACCUAGUGAAAAACCCCACUGCUAGGAAGGGUAAUUUUUAUCAUGAUUUAAUUUUUAUUUUGUUUGUCAAAACAUUGUUAUUUUAUUCCUAAAAAGUUCAGAAAGGGUAAGUGGUUUUUUCCCAAUUUUUUUUUUAUUAUAUUAGUGCUCUUCUACCAAAAAUUUAUCUCGCACAGUAUAGUCAAAGUGUAGUUCAGAUUGAAAAUAUUUUGUGCUGUUAUAGUUGCUUGUCAGAAUAUUUGCUGUAUUAUUGAAAAUUCUAUUGACGAAUAGUUCUUUGACUAGGAUUGCAGUUUUAGAAAUUCAAAGGAACAAUCAUUACAGAAUAGCCAUCCUUUCCCAUACUUUUCCCAGUAAAUAAACAUGUUGUUCACCAAUGAUAAUUAUGAGAAAACAGUAUAGGUACAUAUCAUGUUUAUCUUUUGAACUUCAACAUUGAGCAUGUGUACUUUCAACGAUAGGAUUUACGUAUACACACUGAUUUGAAAUGGCAGAGUUCAAUGAGUUUUAAAAUGUACAAUCCCGGUUAUAAAUUAACAUUCAUCCAUUAUUCUAAUUCAGCAUUUUUUGACAUUGUGGCAGCUGCAGAAAUUGAUUAUCAUCUUCUUGAGAAAUGUUUUAAACACCCUCCCAAACUUUACUUCUGUUGUAUCAUUUGUGCAAACACAACAGCCAUAUGAGUGGUGCCUUUGGAGUGAGAAUGGGAGAACUAUGCCAUGAUAAUUUGAAAAUACACUAUUUGAUGGAGAUGGUGAAAAUGAUUAAAUUAUAAAUAUGAAAAUCACCUCAAACUCAUUAUAUUUAGAUAUAUGUACUUUCAUAUGAUAUUAACUGCAGUACAUGAUAAGAAAGAGAAAGGGUAAAAUUUAUUGAAUGUCAUUCAAAAUUUAAAUGCAUCAAUCAAAGGAUUCAACAGGAAUUAAAGAUUGUUAUUAUCUUUCAGUUUCAAAGGUUUGUCCAUAUUUGCAGCAUUCAUCAAUCAUCAUGACUUAAAACAGCAACAUUUUAAUUUUACAUAAAGGAAAAAAGAAUAGAAAAAAUCCUGUCAGCUUAAAUAUAGCACCAGUUGGUGUUGCUUAAAAUAAAAAAAAAGGCACUGCAAGUCUGCAGUUUUGGUGCAGUCAUAGUUUAAGGAUAGACGUGACUAUUCUUAUUCGCUUAUACAUGUACUUCAGAAAUGGUUAUACUUUGCUCCUCAUCUUUUCAUCUUGCAAGAAUUAGAAAUAUGUCUUUUUAAUGCUAAGCAAUACAUUUAUUAGGUAAGAGCAAAACUUGUGUAGGAAUUGUUUCCCUUGUUUCUUGUAAGGUUAUCUCACUAAAUGUUUAUGAACAUUUUUUAAAAAGUCUGCUGAUCACAACACAAAGGGACCUCAUGGGAUAUAUGUAUCUAUUGAUUAGGAAUGUUUUUCUGGAACCAUUAAGUGAUUGUAUGGGGGGAUAAGGUGUGGUUAGGCCCGUAUUGUGAUUUGUUUUGUUAAUUAUUGUCAGUUCAUUUUGUACAUGGAAUAUUAUUUUCAAGUCUUUUAUCUGUGUGUUGAGCAGCCAUGAUUGAGUCACUAAUAAAGUUUCUUAUGCUGAAUUGAUGUGUACCAAUAGUAAUUUUGUGAUGCUGUUAAUUAACUGUGAAAUAUUUGGUGUUACUGUUCUUAUGUCUGUGCAAUAUUCAACUACUAAAACCAUGCAUAUGUGUUUGUUAAUGAUUCAUUCAGUUUUUUUGCAACAUGAUAGUUUGAUGUAACAUUUAAAGGGACUUGGACACGAUUUUGUAUCAAAAUUUUCUUUUUCUUAUUUUAUGUAUAAAAUGGUUUACUUGCUCAUUUUUAAUAAUUGACCAAAAUUUGAAUAUUAGAAGUCAAGUCUUGAGAGAGAUAGGUAAAAAGUCAUUGUUAUUUAAACAAAGCUCGAGUCUUAUAUUUGUUUACAAAUAAUGUAAAGUAUGGAAUUACCAUUUCUUUGACCAAAUGACUGGUGGCAAACCAGGUAAACUGAUUCAAAGUGUUCAUAGAUAAUAUGAUAAACAGAAAAAAGCAACAUUUGAUAGAGACUUAUAUAUCAAUAAAACACAUAUGUAAACCAAACAAAGUUCGAGCUUUGUUUUCGAAACAAAGGUUUUCAAACUCGAUCUGUAUCUUGGUUAUAACUCAAUAUUUGACUUUCAAAUUUUGAAAAAGCAUAAAAGUAACUAUGCAUAUUAACAAUUCUAAACAUCAAAAUUGGAAAAACAAAAUUUUUAAUUCCGAGCUCAAAUCCUGUCAAAGUCCCUUUAACAAAUAGUCAUUGGGGCCUUAUUUACUGUGAAUGUUAUGAAUUUGUUUAUGGUAGAGAUCAAAAGUUCAAUAUCCAACAAAAAACUAAAAUCACUUUGAUUUAUUAAAAAAAUUGUUUUAAGUGCUG